Molecule: messenger RNA, 6303 nt
Organism: Chanos chanos (milkfish)
Lineage: Eukaryota; Metazoa; Chordata; Actinopteri; Gonorynchiformes; Chanidae
Gene: kif26ba
Product: kinesin family member 26Ba
Exons: 17
Coding region: 1-6303 (2100 amino acids)
Biological process (GO): microtubule-based movement
Molecular function (GO): microtubule binding; ATP binding; microtubule motor activity
Source: RefSeq, a predicted model, not a curated record
AUGACUUCUCUUACGGGGAAUAAAGAGAGGUCUGGGACCAGAAGCCGAAAAUAUGGGAUGACGGAUUCCUCUCCUACUAAAUCGGCCUCUUUCUCCCCGGAGACUUGGUACCGCAAGGCGUAUGAGGAGUCUCGGACGGGCAACCGACUACCCCCCGAGGGUGCCGGGUCCAUGCCCGGGUCCUCUGGAACACCGUCACCUGGAUCGUGCACAUCAUCCCCCGGUUCAUUUUCGGGCUCUCCUGGCACCACAUCUCCAGGGAUUGGCACGGGCUCCCCUGGUUCUCUCGGUGGAUCACCUGGAUUCGGCACCGGAUCCCCUGGCUCAGGAAGUGGGAGCUCACCUAGUUCUGAUCGGGGAAUAUGGUGCGAAAACUGCAACGCUCGGCUGGUGGAGCUGAAGAGACAGGCACUGAAACUGCUCAUCCCCGGUCCCUACUCCAGCAAGGAUCCUUCCUUCUCCCUCCUGCUUCACGACAAGCUCCAAGUACCCAACAGCACUCGGAAGGCCUGGAAUGAGAGGGACAGCCGCUGUGAUGUGUGCGCCACUCAUCUGAACCAGCUGAAACAGGAGGCGGUGCACAUGGUCCUCACGCUGGAGCAGUGUGACAUGUCCCCCGGCUCGCCUCCAUCCCUGGCCAGCCUGGUGGGCUCCCGCGGCGUUGUCCAGGGCCCAACGCGAGACUGGUCUCAUCCGCCCGCCUCCUGCCACUCCUCAGGCUCCUCCACCAGCGCCUACCACCCUGGCUAUCCCAAACACGGGCCUAAGCCCAACAGCCUGGGUGUGAACGGUGGCUCGGAGAAGAAGAAUGGUUCUCCCAGCCAUGCAGGAAAGCCAAGUGCCCAAGCCCAGCCUCACCUGCCUGGCAGCCCCAACAACGGAAACAGCACCAUCCUGAGCUCCGUGGCUCUGCAGGCACACCAGUACUUGGAGGGCAACUGGUCCAUGCCCCGCGCCAAUGGGGUCACACUUUACCCCUAUCAGAUAUCCCAGAUGGCGUCGGAGAGCAACAGAGAGGGGUUGACCGAAGCCGCGCUAAACCGCUACAACUCAGACCGACCUACGCCCUACAGCAGCCCUGCUCCGUCUUCAGCACCACCGGUCACCUCCGCACCCUCCAGUGGCACCUCUGCUGCCGCCUCGUUCUUUGCCAGGGCUGCCCAGAAGCUGAAUCUCUCCUCCAAGAAGAAGAAGCAGCGCCCAGCGCCGUCUGUGGCGAGCGAUCCGCCCCUGUUCCCAACCAACUUCAGCGGAAUCCUUCAAACAUCUCCCCCCCCAGCCCCACCCUGCCUGCUCCGUGCGGUCAACAAGGUCAAAGACAACCCCGGCCUGGGCAAGGUGAAAGUGAUGCUCCGUGUCUGUCCCGUGACAUCUACGGACACGGCGGAGUCCAGCUCUUUCUUAAAGGUUGACCCACGCAAAAAGCAAGUCACCAUCAUGGAUCCAGCAGCCAACACUCAGCAAAACCCCAGCCAAAAACGUGGAGGCUCCAACCAAGUUCCUCCCAAAAUGUUUGCCUUUGAUGCAGCCUUUUCCCAUGAUGCAUCACAGGCGGAGGUGUGCGCAGGGACGGUUGCUGAAGUUAUUCAGUCUGUGGUCAACGGGGCGGAUGGCUGCGUUUUCUGUUUUGGGCAUUCAAAGCUUGGGAAGUCCUACACCAUGAUCGGGAAGGAUGACUCCAUGCAGAACCUGGGUAUCAUCCCCUGUGCAAUCUCUUGGCUUUUCAAGCUCAUUAACGAACGCAAGGAGAAAACUGGGGCGCGUUUUUCGGUGCGCGUGUCGGCUGUGGAGGUCUGGGGCAAAGACGAGAACCUGAAAGACCUGCUCUCUGAAGUGGCCACAGGAAGUCUGCAGGAUGGCCAAUCUCCAGGGGUCUUCCUCUGUGAAGACCCCAUCUGCGGAAUGCAGCUGCAGAACCAGAGCGAGUUGCGUGCCCCCACGGCGGAGAAAGCUGCCUUCUACCUGGACGCAGCGUUGGCCUCACGCUACAGCAGCAAGCCUGACUACGAUGAGGAAGAACAUCGCAACUCUCACAUGCUCUUCACCCUACACAUCUACCAGUAUCGCAUGGAGAAGACCAGCAAGGGAGGCAUGUCUGGAGGCAGGAGUCGACUUCACCUCAUUGAUCUGGGAAGUUGUGUGAAGGUUCUGAGCAAAACUAGAGACAGCGCCGGUGGACUCUGCCUUUCGCUGUCCGCCCUGGGAAAUGUCAUCUUAGCUCUGGUCAACGGCAGCAAACACAUCCCUUACAAGGACAGCAAGCUAACCAUGCUUUUACGAGAAUCCCUGGGCAACAUGAAUUGCCGCACCACCAUGAUAGCGCACAUCUCUUCAUCACCCAGUAACUUCUCAGAGACGCUUUCGACCAUUCAGAUUGCCUCCCGCGUUCUAAGGAUGAAAAAGAAAAAGACAAAAGGCACUUAUACCUCCAGUUCCUCUGGAGGAGAGAGCUCAUGUGAAGAGGGGAGAAUGCGCCGCCCAACCCAGCUGAGAACCAUCCAUUCUCGGAACGUCGUUGACCCUGAGAUGCCCUUGCUACACCUCUCUAGUGACCCUGAUGACUACUCCAGCAGUGAGCAGUCUUGCGACACUGUCAUCUACGUGGGUCCAAAUGGUUCUGCUCUGUCAGACAAAGAGCUAACGGACAAUGAGGGUCCACCAGAGUUUGUGCCCAUCAUUCCAUCCCUGCAUAAGAACAAAGCAGAUCAAGACAAGACUCCUCUGGAAGGUGCAGAGUCUGGCAAACAAGAGAAGGACUGUCUCAAAUGUAACACCUUUGCUGAGCUGCAGGAGAGGCUCGAAUGCAUUGAUGGAAGUGAGGAGAUCACCAAGUUUCCCUUUGAAGAAGUUCCUGCCAGUAGAGUUGCCAAAUUUGAGCCGCUUCCAGCACAGGGUCAGGAUAUUAAAAGAAGCCUGCAGUUUGGCUCUCCCAAAAGAAUCUCCAAUGACCAGCAGCUGGAAGAGAUCAGGGAGGUUGUCGAAGAGGCAGAAAUUGCACAGUCAAUCAUUGAAAGCUUGACACAGACCUCACUGAGCAGUUGUUCUCUUUCCACCAGUAGGAGUGUGACUGGUGGCAGUGGUGCUGGUCAACUUCAUGCCCUUCAAAGGGCAAAGAGCUUGCAUGACAGCAGGGAAUCCAUCAGUGGUGGAAGUAUCAGUGACAGCAAACCUCGUCCAAUGGGCUCUCCAAGGCUGGGCAUUGCGAGCUUGACCAAAACCUCUGAAUAUAAACCACCAUCCUCUCCAUCCCAGCGCUGCAAAGUAUACACACAGAAAGGGGUAAUGCCUGGCACACCUCCUCAAUCCUCUCAGAACUUAAACAAGGAUUCUGGCAAGUCCUCCACUGAGUCUUUGCUUCAGGCUGAGUCUAGAACUUCUCCUGUGGGAAUGAGCCCUCAGGUGUUAAAACGCUCUUCAUCCACCAAUAGCCUGGGCUCUGCAGAGACACUGUGUGAUGAUGUGCCUCAGCUGCCUUUGGACAAGAAGGAUAUGAAGAACACUACUGCCACAGUGACUCUGCAACAACCUUUGGAACCAAACGGGGAGGACGAACUGGUGUUCACCAUGGUGGAGGAGCUAACAAUUAGCGGUGUCAUGGAGAAUGGGAGGCCCACCAGCAUCAUUAGCUUUAACAGUGACUGCUCAGUUCAGGCCUUGGCCUCCGGCUCACGCCCCGUUAGCAUCAUUAGCAGCAUUAGCGAGGACCUGGACUGCUAUACCAGUGCCACCUCCAUCACUACAGCUACCAUCUCUGAGGUCAACAUCACCAAAUUUCUGCCCUUUGGCAAGGCUGAGGGUGAGGCACUUCCACACGUAAGUCGACGUUCCUCGAUCAGCUCCUGGCUUAGUGAAGUGAGCACUGGGAGCGAGGGUGAGCAGUCCUGUCAUAGUUUUGUUGCACAGCAGUGCUUUGGUCAAGGAGAGGCACUAGUUGAGGCCCAGCUUAAAGAGGUGUUAGAGGAAGGGGAGAGUGAAGAGCCUUCAAGCAUGAGUGGGAGGAAGACUCCAGAUAGCGAGAGAGCUCUGGCUAAAACAGAGAACAUAAAUGGGAAGAGCACACCUACUAAGGAGAAAAUUGUAAAGAUGUCUCCAACUAUAGGGAAGAACACAAUUACCAUCUCCAAUAUACAAACACUGUCAUCCUCAGUUGGCUUUGUUCCUUUUAAAACUAGCAUUUCAGUUCAUCCUUGUGUUGCUGUCAAGCCAAUGGUAAUGCAGGACUUACCUGCUGUAUCAUCACCCAUUCAUAACCCAUCACUAAAAGAUAACAAAUCUCCACCCAUUCCCAUAUCAAGUGAGAUCAAUUUCGAUGACCCUUGGAUGAAAAGAGACAGUGAGGAAACCAAGCCUAAGGAGCUGGUCAGUGAAACGAAGCCUGAAAAAAAGGUGUCUGAUUCAGUGAAGAGCAAAUUUGUGGUGGACAGGCAUAGCUCGAGCAGUGGUGAGGCUGCUUGCUCCCCUGACUUGAUUAAGAGGGUGGUGGAUGGCUGUGAGAUGGUCCUGAAUGCUUCUGAGAGCAUCACUCCUAUUUACACAGCAGACAUCCUCAGGACAGGCAGCCUCCCAAGAGCAUGGCAUCGCCUUAACAGGCAGGAUGACCUUGAUGAUGCCUCACUUCGUUACACAAGUGGAGAGUACAAAAACCUCGGUGUCACAACCUCCACUCCCUGCAGCCCCAGAGCAACCCUGGAGAGGAGAGGGUCAUCUGGAAGACAGGGUCUCUUUGCUCGCCAGAAGGGAAUUCCACCACUGCCACCAGUACGGAAGUCCAGCUUAGAUCAGAGAAACAGAGCCAGUCCACAGCACAGCCAAACAUUAAACCAGCAUUUGUCUUUCCUGGGAAGCAACCCCGAUGACCUGGGCGGCAAUGGGAAACAGAGAGGACCCAGUGUGGAGAGUAGCCGUCUCUUCAGUGCCAAACUCGAGCAAUUAGCCAAUCGGACCAAUUCUCUGGGGAGAUCCCAUGGAGGUCAUUAUGACUGUCAUUCCCUGGAAAGGGCAGAGAGCCUGACCUCAGUGGGGUCUAAAGGAGGUGUGGUCAGAGACAGCACUAUGCCUCGGACUGGCAGGAGUCUCACUCGUGGUUCUGUGUCGUCACCCACCAAUGGACCAAAUGGCAACAACAACAACAUACCACAAUCACCCAAAUCUAACCAAUCCAAAAUCUCUGCAGUCAGCAAACUCCUCAUGGCCAGCCCCAAAGCCCGCAGCCUAUCAACCUCCAGCACCAAGACCCUGAGCUUCUCCACCAAAUCCCUCCCACAGUCAGUGAACAGGAGUUCUAGCCUCCCACCGAAUGGGAAGAGCCAGAACCAAAGCUCCUGGUCGUCUCAGUCCCUUAGCCGCAGCAGGGGUUCGGGUCUGGCUUCCAAACUGCCACUGAGGGCUGUGAAUGGACGGAUAUCUGAACUACUCCAGGGUAGUGGUGGCUCCCGCACUGGCCAUGGACGUGGAGCUUCUGACACGGAGGAAAGGGGAGCAGCUGCUCAGGGAGAGGAGAAACCAGUGGUUCAAACUUUGCCCUCGCCGUACAGUAAGAUCACGGCUCCACGCAAACCCCACCGUUGCAGCAGCGGCCAUGCCAGUGAUAACAGCAGUGUGUUAAGCGGAGAAUUGCCCCCUGCCAUGGGGAAGACUACGUUAUUCUAUCACAGCGGGGGUAGCAGUGGCUAUGAGAGCAUGAUACGAGACAGUGAGGCCACAGGAAGCACUUCCUCAGCCCAAGACUCCAUGAGUGAGAACAGUAGCUCGGUCAGUGGUCGUAGGAGCCUGAAAAACUCAAAGAAAAGAAACAAUACAGGGACUCAGAGACGACGCCUAAUCCCCAACCUCACCCUGGAUACAUCAUCCCCAGUGAGGAAACCCAUCAUCAGCCCUGGAGUACGCUGGGUGGAUGGUCCACUCCGACCUACCCAAAGAGGAUUGGCUGAGCCUUUCGAGAUAAAGGUCUAUGAGAUUGAUGACGUUGAACGUCUACAGAGGAGGAGGAUUGCGGGUAAUAAGGAAGUGGUGUACUUCAGUGCCAAACUGAAGAUCUUGGAGCAUCGACAGCAGAGGAUUUCAGAGGUGCGGGCCAAGUACGAUUGGCUGAAAAAGGAAUUGGAGCAGACCAAACAGUAUCUAAUGCUGGAGCCAGAGAAAUGGACCAGUGAAUUUGACCUUAAACAGACUUUUGAGGUGGACUCUCUGGAGUAUCUGGAGGCUCUGGAGUUUGUCACUGAAAGACUGGAGAACCGCGUCAACUUCUGCAAAGCCCAUCUGAUGAUGAUCACAUGCUUCGACAUAACCUGCCGGCGACGGUAG